AACUUACAGUAUGGUCCAGCCAUCCUUUGUCGUAUUUUCAGGUGGAUCUGCUUGCAAUAAUAUUGCACAGGCCUUUCAUCAAAUAAGCAACAAUAACGUUUGCUAUAUUCUCGGUGUAUCAGACAAUGGUGGAUCAACCAGCGAACUUCUGCGUGUCUUGGGUGGCCCAAGUAUUGGUGAUCUACGCUCGAGACUCACUCGUCUCAUCGAUGUAUUCGACACCAAUGGAUAUUCCACAGAACGAGCAGCCAUACGAGAAUUACUCAGCUAUCGUCUUCCAUCCAAUGUAUCAGAACAUGAGGUCAAAGACGAAUGGGCAGCAAUUGUUGAAGGCCAUCACAUCCUUUGGAAAGAAAUCCCAAUCGAGAAACGGGAAGCAAUUCGCGGGUUCCUGACCAGCUUUAACUUCGAGAUCCUCAAGAGGGCGCACAAACGAUUCAACUUUAGUAACGGCAGCAUCGGCAACUUCUUUUUGACGGGCGCACGCCUCUUCUUUGGUUCACUCGAGGCUGCUCUCUUUCUAUUUUCAGCCCUGACCGGGGUGUCUGAACCCACUGCAGUCGUGCCUGUCAUCAACACCAACCACACUGCAACAAUUGCGGCCUUAUUAGAAAACAGUGACAUAUUGGUCGGUCAGUGCGAAAUAUCACACCCUUCAGUCACCGUCUCGGCCUCAGACCUCACUAAACGCACCCGCCCCAACCCCAUCGACGCAUUUUCACAACUCGCAUCCGACCAAAACGACCUUUCUCCCUGGAACGGCUCCUCGCCCCCAAAUUCCAACCUCGUAUUCUCAAAACACGCCGACGAAAAACUUGUUUCUCGCAUCAAACGCAUCUAUUAUAUCAACGAGUACGGCCAGGAAAUCUACCCUGUCCCAAACCCAAAAGCCAUCAGCCACCUUUCUCUCAAACAAACGCUGGUUUAUGCCAUUGGAUCUCUCUAUACCUCGAUUGUACCCUGUCUUGUACUCCGCAACGUUGGCAACACUAUUGCCCAGUCUUCAUCACUGAAACACAAGAUCUUCCUUCUCAAUGGCACCAAUGACCGCGAGACCGGAGGCUACACUGCCCUGGAUUUCAUAGCUACAGUU
Phycomyces blakesleeanus NRRL 1555(-) is the source of this 1093-nucleotide messenger RNA. RefSeq lists its product as hypothetical. The annotation marks the transcript as partial. Lineage: Eukaryota; Fungi; Mucoromycota; Mucoromycetes; Mucorales; Phycomycetaceae. The transcript has 3 exons. Gene Ontology annotation, molecular function: LPPG:FO 2-phospho-L-lactate transferase activity. The record is from RefSeq and is a predicted model, not a curated record.